AUGGCAGUUCACGAUAUUGAGAAACAGCCCCCGCCCGCUGAGGAGCACGCUAAGGGCCCGGACUCCGCGGCCGAUGCCAUUUCCAGUCCGUUUGUUAACGCGGACCGGUUGGCUCGCCGCUUGUCUGCCCGCCAGGUGCAGAUGAUCGCUAUCGGCGGUACCAUCGGCACUGGUUUGUUCCUCGGGACUGGCGAGUCGCUCGCGAAGGGUGGGCCUGCCUCUACGCUGAUCGCCUAUGCCAUCUGCGGCGGUAUUGUGUUUAUCACGAUGCUGUGUCUGGGUGAAAUGGCGACUUUUGUCCCGGUGGCUGGGUCGUUCUGUACUUAUGCUGGUCGAUUCGUUGAUGAUGCCCUGGGUUUCGCUCUCACUUGGAACUACUGGUUCAAUGACGCGGUUUCUACCGCGUCGGACAUCAUUGCCCUGCAGCUUCUCCUAAAGUUUUGGACAGAUAAUUUCCCCGGGUGGGCAAUCAGCUUGAUCUUUCUGAUUGUCGUCAUUGGACUGAAUAUCUUGUCUGUGCGGGUAUAUGGUGAAGUAGAAUACUGGCUAAGUUUACUCAAAGUCGUCACCAUCGUGAUAUUCAUCAUCCUUGGGAUCGCCGUCAACUGCGGCGGCAACACAAAGCACGAAUACAUCGGUGGCCGAAACUGGCAUAUCGGCGACGCACCCUUUCACGACGGCAUCGGCGGCUUUGCCUCGGUGUUUGUGACAGCGUCAUUCGCAUACGGCGGCACUGAGUCCAUCGCCAUCACAGCCGGCGAAACCAUCGACCCCGCCAAAAACAUGCCCAAAGUCGUGCGCAACGUCUUCUGGCGCAUCGUUCUCUUUUAUUUGUUGUCGAUCCUGCUCGUCGGCCUCAACGUGCCCUACAACUACCCGGGCCUUUCGGACGGUGAUAGCCGCACAAGUCCGUUUACUAUUGUCUUUCAACAGGCCGGCAGUGCCGUCGCGGGCAGCUUUAUCAACGCCGUGAUUAUGACGUCGGUGAUUUCUGCUGCGAACCAUGCCCUCUUUGCCGGCUCGCGUCUGCUAUACACUCUCGCUGUCGAUGGCUAUGCGCCGCGCUUCUUUGGCCAUCUGAAUCGCUUUUAUGUUCCGUGGAUUGCCGUGCUGGCCACCUCGGUCAUUAGCGGGCUGUGUUUCGGUGCGAGUUAUAUUGGAGCAGGGCAACUGUGGUCGUGGCUACAGAAUAUCGUCGGCGUCUCCAACCAACUCUCCUGGAUCUGCAUCGGCCUCGCCUCCCUCCGCUUCCGCGCCGCCAUCCGCGCCCAGGGCCUCGAAGACCUCCUCCCCUUCAAGAACUGGACCUACCCCUACGGCCCCGUUUUUGCCGUCGGCCUCAACAUCGUCCUGGUGCUGGUGCAGGGCUGGAAAUGCUUUAGUCCGCAUUUCCAGCGCGUCGACUUUGUCUCGUACUAUAUCGAGAUCCCCGUGCUGAUUGUCAUGAUCUUUGCUUGGAAGCUGGUCAAGCGGACCCAUUUUGUGCGCACGUGGGAAAUGGAUCUCAUGACGGAUCGCUAUGAUGCUACUGCCGAAUCGGAGGAUUCUGCUCGGCCUGUUGGGGAGGAUGAGGACAAGAGGAAGGGGGUUUGGGCGAAGGCGCAGCGGGUUGGGCAGUGGUUGUUUUUCUGA
This is a messenger RNA of Penicillium alfredii, 1632 nucleotides long. RefSeq names its product amino acid permease. Gene Ontology annotation, molecular function: amino acid transmembrane transporter activity. The coding region runs from base 1 to 1632 and encodes 543 amino acids. The record is from RefSeq and is a predicted model, not a curated record. Gene Ontology annotation, cellular component: membrane. Gene Ontology annotation, biological process: amino acid transmembrane transport. The transcript is spliced from 5 exons. Lineage: Eukaryota; Fungi; Ascomycota; Eurotiomycetes; Eurotiales; Aspergillaceae.